AAGAAAGCAGCACGUUCCUUUGGCCAGAAUACCAUUUCCUUUAAACCUUGCUCUGCCUCAAGAGUUUCCAGUGGCCACAACCAAAACCAGGGAGUACAGCUACUCAGUACAGUAGCUUUGGACCUGUUGUUGCAAUGCUGCUCUUCAUGCUCCAUUUCACGUGCUUGUGGUAGCUCUGGGAAAAGGCUCUGUAAGAGCAAUGCUCAGCUGAUCACCCUGUUUGUAAUAGUUAUGCACGAGUGCGAGCUGUGGUGAUGACCCGGGAUGACUCAAGUGGUGGAUGGUUACCACUUGGAGGGGGUGGACUAAGCUGUGUCACAGUCUUCAAAGUCAUUCCCCAGGAAGAGAAUAGCUGUGCUGAUUUUCUUAUCCAUGGAGAACGACUCAGGGAUAAAACGGUGGUCUUGGAAUGCACAUUAAAGAAAGACCUCGUUUACAACAAAGUUACUCCUACUUUUUACCACUGGAAGAUUGAUGACAAAAAGUUUGGCCUCACAUUUCAGAGUCCUGCUGAUGCAAGAGCAUUUGAUAGAGGUAUUCGGAGAGCAGUGGAGGAUAUUUCCCAAGGUUAUCCACCCUCCCAAAAUGAUGUUGAAGUGGCAGAAGACUGCUUUCAAACUGCUCAAGAAAACACAUCAGGUUCACUAAUGAAAGAUCACCUUUUUCAACAUGAAACUGUAGUAACCAGUGAAACUUACAACAGUGCAAAUUUAAGGCCUUCAACAUUUGAGGAUUUCAACACCAGGAGAGUCUGUUUCCCUAGCCAACCGAACCAGGUCCCACUGAAGUCAAUCAGACACGUUAGUUUUCAGGACGAAGAUGAAAUUGUCAGAAUAAACCCUCGUGACAUUUUGAUACGUCGUUAUGCAGACUACAGGCAUCCUGACAUGUGGAAGAAUGACCUGGAGAGGGAUGAUGCAGACUCAAAUAUACCAUUUUCUAAAUCAGACAGUAAAAAAUCUGACUAUUUAUACCCAUGUGGGGAUGGAACUAAGUUGAAUUCCCUAAAAGACUCAAAGAGUUCUGUGGUAUUUAAAACUCAGCCUUCCUCAUCAAAAUUUAAAAACUCAAAAAGAAGGAAAGAGGAUGGUGAGCGUUCCCGCUGUAUAUACUGCCAGGAAAGGUUUAAUCAUGAAGAUAAUGGCAGAGGAAAAUGUCAAGAUGCGCCCGAUCCUAUUAAAAGAUGUAUCUACCAAGUUAGUUGCAUGCUUUGCGCAGAGAGCAUGCUGUAUCACUGCAUGUCAGACUCUGAAGGCGAUUUCUCUGAUCCUUGCUCGUGUGACACUAGUGAUGACAAGUUCUGCUUACGCUGGUUAGCACUGGUGGCACUCUCGUUCAUAGCUCCGUGUAUGUGCUGCUACCUCCCCUUGAGAGCAUGCCAUCACUGUGGUGAGGUGUGUGGGUGCUGUGGAGGAAAGCAUAAAGCUGCGGGAUGAAUCAGUCUUGUGCCAAACAGAGCUGAAAAAUCUUUGUUUCCAGGAAGCAUCUAACUUGGAUUUGUGGAAGCUUUUUGGCAAGCUGAAGGGAAUCUUCUUUCACGUAAGAGAUGCUUGAUGUGGAGGAAGCCACAAGACUUGUCAGACCUUGGCAUUUUACAAGUGCUAGCCACGCCUAACUACUAUUUCCUUUGAGUGCGUGGCAUUUGUUGCGAGUUGUGAAGGAGAUUUUGCAAAGGAAAGCCUGUUCUUAUUAUUGGCUAUAAAAUGAGUAUAUAAACUAUGAUUAUACUAAAAGGGAUUAACUUUUGCCACUUUGUACAUUCAUGGUUUAGGUGAGGGGGCUCUUUUAAAAGGAUUAAAACUUAUCUGAGGGGAAAUUUUAACUAAAAGUGCACUAGUGACAGUUGAUUUAAGAUUAAGAAAAGUUAAUACUCAGCAAAUGAGAAAUGAAACUGAUUUUAAGUGCAACUAAAUCACUUAUUAAUAGUUUUUUGGAAGCAACUUUAUGUAUAAAUAACAAAUGUUUAUAUUUAACUAAAUGUGUAAGGUACGAAUUAUUACAUGUUAAACUUUCCUUCCCUCUGAUAUAGUAGGUAUGGACCAUAUCUACUGUCACAUUCCAUGGUAGUAUUUUAAAUAGUUAAUUUAGUUGCAUUUUUAUUCCAGAUGGACAAAUUGAUAUUUUCAGUCCUGGUUCCCUUCAGCUACAGUUUGUGUUGAGUUGUAUCCAUGCAUUCUGAUAAUCUAAAAACCUUUAAAAUAUUAAUUAUUCUAGUCUUGAGUGACCAAUAUUUUUUUGUUAAGCACAGAUGUAAUUGUCUAAAAUGUUCUUGUUAGAACAUAACAUUUAUUUUUAUAUAUAAAUUACUUUGAUUUCAACAUAAUAGCAAAAAGGAUGUUGUUUCUGUUGUUCAACCAGCAAGUUGUUUUCUUUUGGGGUGUCCUCCAAAAAUACUUUCUUGCAUAUUCAAAUGUUCAUUAAGCAAAAGGUACAUUAAGGCAGUUGUAACAAAUUGUCAUCAGUGUUCUUGUUUAUCCUUCUGUUAAACUAGGAUCCUGUUCAGCUGUUUAUCAAGUACUAUGAUUAAAACAAAAGAUUAAUAACAAAAGUGAAAUUGUUUUCAUUAUUUUGAACCACAACUUUUUCUAAUUCGAACGGGCAAGAACAAAAGUACUGUGUAUUUUGUUCAAAAAGAACAACAAAAGACUUAGCUUGAGAAAUAAAUUACAGCCCAGGCAAAACUGAGUGAACUUCUUAAUUGGGGAAAUUUGAAGGCGGGGCUGGGGAGGGAGGCUGGAGAGUGUGUGUGUGUGUGCAUGUGUAUGAAGUAUACUGUGUAUGGUAAUUCUUAUGAUUUUGUACUUGGUAAGCCUAACUUUCAGGUAAGAAUUAAUCAAUUAACCCACAGAGAAUUUUUAAAAGCAUUACAUGUUGUGCUGUGUUAUGAAGAAAAAAUCAUAUACUACUUGUUAAAAACAUGUAAAACACUAAAUCCAGUUAUAAUUCAUUAGCAAAGGUGCCUGUUUGACAUCUUGGCUGGAGUGGGACAGAUUGUCUUUAGUAUACCCUUGUUAUUAAACACAGAACCAAAUAGUUUUAUUUAAAAAAUGCAUUACUUACUUUUCUCACUUACAUGCAUUUCUUCAGUAUAUUUUGUGUAAUUAUUUUUCUGCAUGUAUCAAGCCCCUGAAUUUUCCCAUGUAGCCCAGAAGUGAGCAAAUGUAUAUAACUGUCUGUAAAAUACUUUUUAAAAGAAAACAUUUAUAUUUAUAUUACAGCUUGAAUUGACCGCCUUGUGUACAUAGAUCAUCUCAAAUUAUUAUUUCACAUUGAAAAAGACAACAGAUAUCUUGAUAACUACAGAAGUUAUGGAAGAGCUUCUAGUUUUGUAUUAAGAGUUGAUUGGAUGGCUGAAGUCCAAGAAUAUGACCUGGUAGCAGCAGUCUUGGUUUUUACUGUUUAAUGUUUUUGAGUGCUGCUACUCUGGUUGGUUUUCAUGCUUCACACAUUUUCAGCUAAACUUGGUUGCCUAGAAUAGACUGUUAACUUUAAAAACAACUUUCAUUAAAAAAUGGUGAUGUUUUUCUAGUGAAUGAGAAGAAUUUAAUAUUUGUAAGUGCUAGGUUCCUAAUUCAAGGUGGAGAGGUAUGAACAACCUAAGAAAAGAACUUGCUGGCUGUAUAAGAAAAUGUGUAUAUAUACUUCAGAAAGCAAUUAGUUUUAGCAGUUUCCUCUGAGCACUAUACAACAUAGUGGAACUCCUGGUCCUGUACUGUAUUUUAUAUGACACAUAUCCUUUAAUAUUUUUAUUAAAUGUGUGCAUUAAUAUUUUCACCUUGCAUUUAACCACUUUGCUGCUAAAAUGUUUUCACCUUUUGCUCUUCUCUUUGAAGACUUGUAUCAUCUAAAAACGGUUACUGAUGGGCCCGUGCUUGCUUGUUCCUGUUGUGCUGCAAGUGUCAGCCAGCUUGCCUGCUUUGAGAGACCAAAGGAGUGAGUGCGAGGAUCCGAGGUUGCGUAAGGAUUGGUUUUAGCAGCAUGCACGUGUACUUUUCCUCUGGUGCUAGGGAUCUUACCCACUGUUACAUUUAGGAAAUGAGCAGUGGAAGG
Messenger RNA from Cyanistes caeruleus (blue tit), 4050 nucleotides. RefSeq names its product sprouty related EVH1 domain containing 1 (gene SPRED1). Gene Ontology annotation, biological process: negative regulation of MAPK cascade; multicellular organism development. Gene Ontology annotation, molecular function: protein kinase binding. NCBI's taxonomy places the organism in Eukaryota, Metazoa, Chordata, Aves, Passeriformes, Paridae. The record is from RefSeq and is a predicted model, not a curated record. Gene Ontology annotation, cellular component: membrane.